Messenger RNA from Sphaerodactylus townsendi, 1808 nucleotides. It is a transcript of the gene BOK, whose product is annotated as BCL2 family apoptosis regulator BOK. The transcript is spliced from 5 exons. Gene Ontology annotation, molecular function: protein homodimerization activity; protein heterodimerization activity. Gene Ontology annotation, cellular component: mitochondrial outer membrane. The coding region runs from base 360 to 1007 and encodes 215 amino acids. The record is from RefSeq and is a predicted model, not a curated record. Lineage: Eukaryota; Metazoa; Chordata; Lepidosauria; Squamata; Sphaerodactylidae. Gene Ontology annotation, biological process: regulation of apoptotic process; extrinsic apoptotic signaling pathway in absence of ligand; intrinsic apoptotic signaling pathway in response to DNA damage.
CGCUUCCCUCCCUCUCCAAAGGAGCAGAGCUGGAUCUGACAGCCGGAAAGCACCGUGUAGACGCGUUAGAGGAACUCUGUGCAGUAUAACUUCAAGAGCUGAGGAUGGGAACUGAGAAUCCUUGCAGUCUUUGUACAGUGUAGGACCGGGAGAAGGGGCAAAGGGGAAAGGAAACUAUCAGAUAACUGGGGGUGGAAAUGCAUUGGAAAGAUAGUUCAAAAGAAUAUUUCUUGCAAAGGUUGCAGUGUAGAAGGAUCACAGUGAAUCAUUCUCCUAAGCAAGAACUGUAGAUUCCUCUUGAGGCACCCCACCAGCGAAUUCCUCAUGACGGCUCCACCCUGCAUAUUUGGGACUAGCUGAUGAAGAUGGAGGUUCUGCGCCGCUCUUCUGUCUUUGCUGCAGAAGUGAUGGAAGUGUUUGAUCGGUCUCCCAACGACAAGGAACUUGUAUCUCAAGCCAAGGUGCUUUGCAGAGACUACAUUCACUCCAGGCUGAUUCGGGCUGGAAUUGGCUGGAACAAGCCUGAAUACAGCGCACCUGCUCCUGGUGGCAAGUUAGCAGAGGUGUCAAACAUACUCCUGAGAUUAGGUGAUGAGCUGGAGUACAUUAGGCCCAACCUUUAUCGGAACGUUGCACGACAGCUAAACAUCUCCUUGCACUCAGAAACUGUGGUGACGGAUGCCUUCCUGGCAGUGGCGACUGAGAUCUUUUCUUCAGGCAUCACGUGGGGUAAGGUGGUCUCGCUGUAUGCCGUGGCAGCUGGGCUGGCUGUGGACUGUGUUAGACAUGCCCAGCCAGCCAUGGUCCACACCAUUGUAGACUGCUUGGGGGAGUUUGUACGCAAGACCUUGGUGACAUGGCUUAAGAGGAGAGGAGGCUGGACUGACAUAACAAAGUGUGUGGUGAAUACUGAUCCUAACCUUCGCACCCAUUGGCUUGUGGCUGCCCUCUGUAGCUUUGGUCACUUCCUGAAGGCCAUCUUCUUUGUGCUCUUGCCAGAAAGAUGACAUCCAAAUGAAGACCAUCUCCUUCUUGGGGACUCAGACAGCAUAGAGAAGGGGAAGGAAUGAGAUGGAGAGGGAGCGGGGUGUUGGCCAAAUGUACAUUCCUUUCCCAGCUGCCUACAUGCAAAGACUUUCUUCAGCAAUGGGAAACAUUUCUAUGAGUCAUUUCUUGCAAUGUCCAUUGCAGUUUGACUGGCUACAAUCUUGUUCACAAGGGCAGGAGACCAGUGUGUGCUUGUGGCUCGGCUAUUUCCCUCCCCAUCCAAACCACGCCACAUUUACAUGUAAGAAAGUAAAGAAUCCUAUCCAAAGCCGCCAACAAGACGACGACUGUGCCCUUUUAACUAUAAAAUGGCACCUGCUUAGCAAUUUCUUUUCUUUCUGGUGGCUUGUAGAUCCUUUAGCCUUCUCUAAACCACUGCAUACUUGAAGCUAUGAGGGCUUCUGAAGUUAGAGUCCUCACAGCUAUGCGGCUCUCAUCGGUGAAUCACACAGGGCCUUUGUAACAUGAAUAGCAAACUGUCCACUAUAUCCUUACAUAAGGGCCUUGGACAGAGGUGAUAAGACAAGUAACCAAUUAAAAUGCUAGGUUUUAUCUAAUGGAAUAACAGAACCCUAAGUUGUUAGCCUAGAACUGUGGAAACUCUCAGAGAAGUACUCCCCCCCACCCCCAGCUUUACUCCUUAUGAGCUGUCCUUUGAGGGGGGAAAAGUGGCAAAACUCCCUUGUACCCACUGCCAUAUAUUUAUAAUGUACAACGUGCAACUGUUUGCUUUGUGGUAAACAAUAAAUGCUAACUGAGCA